ACAAACUCAAAGGGACUAUCGUCUUCACCAAUAAACAGUCUUUUACUGCAGCAAUGGCCGCCCACUCGACUACCCCGGAAAAGCCAACCAUAGCCCCAACUCCAGGAACAGGAUUCCGCCCAAACGCAAGCUCGCACAUCCGCAUUGCACGCCCUUGUCGGGACUUCAAAGCCGCCGAACGGUUUUAUAUAACAGGCCUUGGCCUCAAAGCGCUUUGGCGCACUGAAGGGCCUGCGCACGAAAUUGAGGGCGGGCAUGAGCUGCUUAUGCUUGGCUGGCCUGGCGCUGCAUGGCAUUUGGAGCUAGUACUUGUGGACAAAAAUGGCGAUGGAAGCGCUUUGCCAACACCAACAGAGGAGGAUCUCUUGGUUAUCUAUGUGGAUGGCUCGAUAGACUCGGCUGUUGUCGAAAGACUCAUUCAGGCCGGCGGGGAACGGGUCAAGCACCCGAACGUGUAUUGGGAGAAGUGGGGUGUUACUAUUAGAGACCCGGAUGGAUACUUGCUGGUCCUCUGUCAGAGGGGGUGGGGAAAUGCUUGAUGAACUUUCUUAGACUGUAUAUUCAUAGCAUAGCUUUGGAUAUGACAGCCGGAGUAUUGGUCAGAACUAGCCCUCUCCAAGGAGGGUUCCACUGUCACAAUCAACAAGCAGACCAAUAACAACCUGAAGCUCAUGUUCGACUGUAUCUAAGUUGAAUCUAGCAGUAGCUUCUGCAUCAGGGCUGUUUCUACCGAGGGCGGCGCGUACUGCACGCUCCUACCAGCCAGCAUCAAGGUUCAUCCCAGGUCCAGCCCCACGUUCGAAAUGACGGCCUUAAGGACUGUAAUUAUUGAAGGAGACAAGGUGAGCAGGGGGAAGCUUGUCUAUAAUGUUGAAGAGACCAUGUAAUAAAACCUAG
Aspergillus versicolor CBS 583.65 is the source of this 897-nucleotide messenger RNA. Its product is annotated as VOC family protein. The record is from RefSeq and is a predicted model, not a curated record. NCBI's taxonomy places the organism in Eukaryota, Fungi, Ascomycota, Eurotiomycetes, Eurotiales, Aspergillaceae. The coding region runs from base 54 to 539 and encodes 161 amino acids. The transcript has a single exon.